UUAAUCAUUUUUUUUCUUUAGUGCGUACGUGCAGUAAAUAGCAAUCCUGCUGUUGAGUGUUGCGGUUUGCCUAUCCAAUAUUAUAUUUACCACAGCUACAUCGGUAUGUACCAUUGCCGUGUACGCGAGUGAUCAAUGUUUUCUCUUUCAUUUAGGUCGAACCAUCAACAUUUACGACGAAUCGAGUGUCAUUCUCGCCAUACAGAAAUUUCAUUCGUCUCGAGAAAAUGGUUCUAUGAUGGGAACCGACAGGAAUAAAAUCCCGAGCCGAAACCAUUGAGUCACCAAUGUUCUAAUGUCUCAGCGCAGCGACUAUGUCGACCUGUGUCGCAACAUCAUUCGCGACAUGGAUCUGUACGGAGUGUGUGUUUUGGACAAUUUUCUGGGCUACGAGCGCGGCAUGACUGUAUUGGACGAAGUAUUGAAUUUGUACAACAUGGGAGUGUUCAAAGACGGCCAGUUGGUUCGAAACAAAGCCAACAAUAAUCUGAAAACAAUACGAGGCGACCAAAUAAUAUGGGUCGAUGGACGUGAGGACUGUUGCAAAAAUAUCGGACAGUUAAUCAGCGAUGUGGACGCCGUAGUUAUGGGAUCGAAUCAAAUGAGCGAUAAUGGCAAGUUAGGAAAUUAUACUAUCAACGGUAGGACCAAAGCUAUGGUUGCAUGUUAUCCGGGACAUGGGUCUCAUUAUGUAAAACACGUAGACAACCCAAACAGAGAUGGACGUUGUAUUACAGCAAUAUAUUACUUAAAUAAAGACUGGGAUAUUAAAGAAAAUGGAGGUUUAUUGAGGAUAUUUCCAGAGGGUUGGAGUGAUCAAGUUGCCGAUAUUGAGCCGCUCUUUGAUCGUAUAUUAUUUUUCUGGUCAGACCGGAGGAAUCCUCAUGAAGUGCAGCCAGCCUUUAAAACUAGGUACGCAAUAACGCUUUGGUAUUUCGACGGUAACGAGAAAGAAGAAGCAGGAAGGGGAUUCCGUAAUCCAAGUCAAUCGAGUAUAGGCAAUUUAAAUGUGCAUUCAUCACAAUCCUGAGAAUACCAACAAAUAUAUCAUCAAUUGAACUCUUGAAACUCUGUAUCGAUCUUGUUUAAGCGUAUUUAUUACACCUCAAAGGUCUGCUGCUUGUAGGAAUCAUAUAUUAACAUAGGAUUAAUAUUUUAAUAAUAUGUGAUUCAGCCAAGUUAAUUCCUAAAUAAUAUUGAUUUUAGAUAGUUCUUUUUAUAUAAUGUGUAUGUAUAUAUUAUAUAUAUAUAUUUUUUUUUUAAAGUCAGUUG
Messenger RNA from Adelges cooleyi (spruce gall adelgid), 1272 nucleotides. RefSeq names its product egl nine homolog 1 (gene Hph). The record is from RefSeq and is a predicted model, not a curated record. Gene Ontology annotation, cellular component: cytoplasm; nucleus. Gene Ontology annotation, biological process: cellular response to hypoxia; peptidyl-proline hydroxylation to 4-hydroxy-L-proline. The transcript is spliced from 6 exons. Gene Ontology annotation, molecular function: peptidyl-proline 4-dioxygenase activity; ferrous iron binding; L-ascorbic acid binding. Bases 296 to 1030 code for a protein of 244 amino acids. NCBI's taxonomy places the organism in Eukaryota, Metazoa, Arthropoda, Insecta, Hemiptera, Adelgidae.